AUGGCCUAUGUCCAGGUCCUUGAUACUGCUCUGGAAGCAGGCUGCACGUUCUGGGACACUGCGGAUAUAUACACCGGCUCUGAGGAGGCCGUCGGAAAAUGGUUCGCGAAGACCGGGAAACGCAAGGAUGUAUUUCUCGCCACAAAGUUCGGCUUCGUCAUGCGUCAGAAGACCGAAGGAGGCCACGGCGGAUUCGGUAUAGACGGUAGUCCAGGUUAUGUUCGCGAGGCAUGCGAGCGCUCCCUCAAGAAACUGGGCACCGAAUACAUCGACCUGUACUAUCUACAUAGGGCGGACCCGAACACUCCCAUCGAACACACCGUCAGUGCGAUGGCAGAGCUGGUCAAGGAGGGCAAAAUCAAGUACAUUGGCUUAUCCGAAGUUUCCGCUCAGACGCUGCGUCGUGCUCAUGCCGUGCACCCUAUCACCGCAGUUCAAGUCGAGUACUCCCCCUUCACUCUGGACAUCGAAAGCCCGGAGAUUGGACUGUUGCAGACCUGCCGCGAACUGGGCGUCAAAGUCGUCGCCUACUCGCCGCUGGGACGUGGGCUCUUGACCGGGACAAUUAAAUCUCCCGAAGACAUCACCGAUCCCUUCAAGAGGGCGGCUCCCAAGUACAGCGCGGAGAAUUUCCCCAAGACGCUUAAGCUGAUCAAUGAACUGGAAGCCAUUGGAACGAAGUACAAUGCGUCCGCUGGGCAGGUUGCACUUGCCUGGAUCAUGGCGCAGGGCGAAGAUAUCAUUCCAAUCCCUUGCACUACCAAAGUUCAGAAUCUAAAGCACAACCUCGCCGCUCGUGACUUGGUGCUCAGUCCUGAAGAUGUUUUCACCAUCCGCAAGUACGCGGAGGAGAUAGAUGUAGCCCUGCGCGGUGUCGCUCGGUAUCCUCCAGGCAUCCAGGAGAUGCUUUUCAGCGAGACGCCACAGCUGUGA
Messenger RNA from Schizophyllum commune H4-8, 933 nucleotides. Its product is annotated as Aldo/keto reductase. NCBI's taxonomy places the organism in Eukaryota, Fungi, Basidiomycota, Agaricomycetes, Agaricales, Schizophyllaceae. The transcript has 6 exons. Bases 1 to 933 code for a protein of 310 amino acids. The record is from RefSeq and is a predicted model, not a curated record. Gene Ontology annotation, cellular component: cytoplasm.